Messenger RNA from Aphidius gifuensis, 3937 nucleotides. RefSeq names its product WASH complex subunit 5-like (gene Strump). The record is from RefSeq and is a predicted model, not a curated record. Lineage: Eukaryota; Metazoa; Arthropoda; Insecta; Hymenoptera; Braconidae. Gene Ontology annotation, biological process: endosome fission; regulation of actin nucleation; endosome organization. Gene Ontology annotation, cellular component: endosome; WASH complex. The transcript is spliced from 6 exons. Bases 59 to 3538 code for a protein of 1159 amino acids.
UUUCAAUCUGCUAACAAGUGUUUUUAUCAAUUUAAUAUUAUAGACAAUAUUAUUUAAAAUGGGUGAUUUUAUAGCAAACAAUAACAAUUGUGGACAAAAUUUAUUACGACUUGUUUCAAGAGGAAAUGCAAUACUUGCAGAAUUAAUGAGACUCAAAGAAUAUGUUCCUCCAGUUUUCAGACUCGAUUCAAAACAACAUACUCAAAAAUACAAUUCAAUUAUAUUGGAUUUUGCUUAUUUCAAAGCAGCAAAUAUACAUGAACAAAAAAUAGAAAAUGAUCCAAUACUUCAAGAACGUGAUGAAAAUUUACGUGAAAAUUAUUCAGAUGUUUUAACACGUUUUUAUCUUGCAUUUGAAAGUAUCCAUAAAUACAUAACUGAAUUAAAUAGUUAUGUUGAUGAUUUAGAGGAUAAUGUUUAUAUUCAACAAUCACUUGAAACUGUCAUGUUGAAUGAUGAAGGAAAACAAUUACUAUGUGAAGCAUUAUAUCUUUAUGGUGUAAUGCUUCUUCUUGUUGAUCAUCAAUUUGAAGGUCAAAUACGUGAAAGAUUAAUAGUAUCUUAUUAUCGUUAUAAUGCCCAACGUUCAUCAUCAACACAAGUUGAUGAAAUAUGUUUACUUUUACGUUCAACUGGUUUUUCAAAAACAUCACAAAAACGUCCACCAAAUUAUCCAGAUGAUUACUUUAAACGUGUACCAAUUAAAACAAAUUUUAUUGAUUUAUUAAUUGGCAAAUUGAGAUCAGAUGAAAUAUAUAAUCAAACAAUUGCAUUUCCAAAUCCAGAAAAUCGUAGUAUUGCUUCAGCAAAUCAAGCUUCAAUGCUUGUUAUAAUAUUAUCAUUUCAACCAUCAAUAUUAAAUAAUAGCUCAGCAAUAAUGCGUGAAAUUGUUGAUAGAUUUUUUCCUGAUAAUUGGGUUAUAAGUAUUUACAUGGGAAUUGUUAUUAAUCUUUAUGAUUGGUGGUUACCAUAUAAAUCAGCUAAAAUAGCAUUAAAUAAUACACUUGAUAUAACAAAUAUAAAAUUAUUAUCUAAAAAAUAUGGUGAUAAACUUGAUAAAUUAAUAAUUGAUUGUGAAAAAUUACAACUUGCUGUUACACUUGAUGAAAAUGAAAUUGAAACAAUUAUUAAAUUAAUACGUGAAACAAAUAUUUGUUUACAUUGGAUAUUAUUACAUACAACAAUACCAACAAUAUUACAAGAUGAAACAAAACGUUCACGUCAAUUACGUCAACAAAUAAUAAAUGAUACAAAAUAUAAUUCAAUUAAUUGUUUACGUUUAUUAUUAUCAACAGCUAAAAUUGAACAAGAUUUAAAAUUAAUGUAUAAAAAUUUAUUAUUAGAUAAAGAUAAUAAAUGGUUAGAUAAUAAAAUUAAAUGUGUUAAUAAAAUUAAUGAAUUAUCAGAUGUAUUUGGUGGUAAAAAAAAAAUUGUUGGUAUUGAAAUAAAUGAUUGUCUUGAAAAUUGGUUUAAAAAAAUAAGUGGACAUGUUGAAUCACUUGUUGAAGAUGAUAGUAGAAAAAUUGUACAAUUAUUACAAGCACUUGAAGAAGUACAAGAAUUUCAUCAACUUGAACAUAAUUUACAAGUAACACAAUGUAUUAAUGAAACACGUGAUAUCCUACUUGGUAUGUUAAAUACAACAAAUAUCAAUGAAACAACAAUAAUAUCAAUAAAUAUUAUGACUGAUUGUUGUUAUGCAUGGAAUAUAAUGGAAACAUUUAUUGAUACAAUGCAAAAUACAAUUAAAACAAAUCCACCAACAGUUAUUAAAUUAAAAGCAUUAUUUUUAAAAAUGUCAUCAGCACUUGAAACACCAUUAUUACGUAUUAAUCAAGCUAAAAGUCCUGAUUUAAUAUCAGUAUCACAAUAUUAUAGUCGUGAAUUAGAAAGUUAUGCUAGAAGAGUAUUACAAAUAAUACCAGAAACUGUAUUUGGUUUACUUGCUAAAAUUGUUAAUCUUGAAACAAAUAUAUUUAAAGAAAUACCAACAAAAUUAUAUAAAGAUAAACUUAAAGAUUAUGCACAGUUAAAUGAAAGAUUAGAAAUGGCUAAAUUAACAUAUUCAGUAUCUGUAUUUACAAAUGGUGUAUUGUCAUUGAGAAGUGUAUCACUUGGUAUAUUACGUGUUGAUUCAACAAGACUACUAGAAGAUGGUAUACGUCAAGAACUUGUUAAAAAAAUUACUCAAUCAUUACAUAAUAAUUUAACAUUUGAUAGUAAAAAUAAAUAUAAUUUAAUUGAUAAAUUAAAUUAUUUAACAAUUAUCAUGGAUGGUUAUCGUAAAGCAUUUCAAUAUAUACAAGAUUAUAUUAAUAUAAAUAGUUUAAAAAUUUGGCAUGAAGAAGUUACGUAUAUUAUUAAUAUUGCACUUGAAGAUGAGCUUAAAAAUUCAACUUGGAUACCUGGUAAAAGUUUAAAAAAUUUAUUAAUAAAUAAUACAAAUAAAAAUGAUGUUACAUUUAUUGAUAAUAGCAGCAGUAGCAUCACUAACAGCAGCAACAAUAAUGGUGAUACAUUUCUUGGUAGACUUGCUAAAGAAUUAAUUAAAAUAACAGAUCCAAAAUUAACAAUUUACAUUGAACACACAUUGGCAUGGUAUGAUUUAAAAAAUCAAAAUGAGCUAUUAAAUCAUAAAAUAUUUUCAAUAAUAUUACGAGCAAUGGGAACACCUGGUUUAUAUGGUCUUGAUAAAUUACUAUCACAUUAUAUUAAUCAAGAAUUAAAUAAUAUUUAUAAACACAUUGAUUUAUUUAAUAAAGAUAAAAAUUUAAAAAUUAUUAUUGAUGAAAGUUUAGCUGUUAUAAAUAAUACCGAUUAUUAUAAAAUAAAUCCAGGUAAAUUGUGUAAUAAUUUAAUUAAUUAUGGUGGUAAAUUAUGGCAGUCAAUGAUUGAUUGUUUAUUAAAAAUUGGUAAUUAUCAAUUAUUAAGAAGUAAUAUAUCAUAUGAAUUAAAUACUGCUUGUAAAUUUGAAGCUAAACAUAUGGAAGCAUCAUUGAGAACUUUUAAUAAUGCAUUAUUAAAUGAAUUAAAAAAAAAAAAAUAUAAUCAACAUAUUAAUGAUGAUGAAAAUCAAUUAAUUAGAGAACUAAGUGUUCGUCUUGAAUGGACUGGUAUUAAUGAUCCAUUAAAUAAAAAAUUUAUACAAUUUUUAAAUUAUCAUAAUUUUGAUUGUAUUUUAUUUUUAUUUACAAUUUAUCAUCUUCAUAAAUUAUAUUACUGCAAAAAUACAGCAAGUCUUUUGAGUAAAAAAAUACAAGAUCCAAUUGAUUCAAUUGUAUUUACCAUUGGCAUACAUACACUUUUGCGUCAAUUUCCAACUGAUAUUUUUGAUAAAUACAUAAGUUUAUUAUGUGAUUAUGUAUUGACAUUUGUAUCAUCAGAAAGUGGAAAAAUUGGAAAUGAUUUCGAAACAGAAGCAACAACAAUUAUUUACUAUCUACAAUUAAUUUCGAAAUACUCAAACAUAGAAAAAUUAAAAAUAUUAAAAAAUAUACCAGCAAUUGUUAUUGAUCAAUAUAAAAAAAUAAUUAAAUAAUGAAAAAAGAUAUUCUUUAUAUAAUUGUUUUUUUAUAGUUGAAAUUAAUAGUAAGUGCUUAUAUUGAGAUCGAUGAUUGAAGAGUAUAUUAAAGGAAAGUAGAGUAUCAAUAUGGUAUAUUGUUAAUAUGUAUAUAUAAUGUAAGUGAUGCGUCGACGACAAAUUGCAUUAGAUUUGUAUAUCUUUUAGUGGUAAAAUAGUGGAAGGAUGUCACUUGAGGAGAAUAUAUAUAUUUUAACCGUAACAAACAACGCCGUCAGGGGUAUAUCAUAGUCAGUAUAUAUAUAUUUAUCAUACAAAAACAACGUAUCAGUUAAAAUUUUACUUCAGUUGACAAAAAACAUGUCACGAUAGUACUUGUUGCAUUAUUUAUACUGUGAAAUAUUAAGAAAUAUAUUU